UGAAAAGUUCGUCCAAAACGCAUUUGACUGGCUUCCGAUGUUCGAAAAAAGAGGGGAAAUGUGUCAGUGUCCGGACGUGUGAGAGGGUGUAUUUUGACUGGGAAAAGGACCCCUUAUCGUGUGAAAAUCCACAAGAAUGCCAUCGAAGAAGAAGAAAUACAAUGCCAGAUUUCCUCCAGGGAGGAUCAAGAAGAUCAUGCAGACGGACGAGGAGGUGGGAAAAGUCGCCCAGGCUGUGCCAAUCAUAAUUUCUAGGACAUUGGAGCUGUUUGUGGAAUCCCUCCUCACCAAGACAGUGCGCAUCACGAACGCCCGUCACGCCAAGACGCUGUCACCGUCGCACAUGAAGCAGUGCAUUAUGUCUGAGAGUCGCUUCGACUUCCUGCGAGAGCUGGUGAAGAAUGUGCCGGACAUCAGUGUGGCCGAGGAGGUGGAAAGUCCACCGCCGGCGGCCACGGAAGAUGCCACAAACGGCGGGAGUGCACGGAACGGGCGGCCAGAAAGAGGCGCAGAAUCGUGGCUGCGGAGCUACGGCCGCCCAGUGUCCAUGGACUUCUCGCAAAUGGGCCGGAAGAGCCUCGAGACGGAUGGAAAGUGUCUCACACCAAACAUUGUGUACCCUGGCAGUGAGAGUCAGUCGGUGAUCAAGUACACAGCCUCGAGACUACCCAGGGACGCUCAAGGUUCUUCCCGCCUGCCCAAAAUGCCCCGCCUUGACUGCCAGAGCGCCCCGCCGCGCUCCGGCGACGCCUCCGUCUUCAGCUUCGACGUGCGACAGAAGUUGCCCAGCCCGCUGGUCACGUCCACCGUCACGUCGGCCAGCGACGUGAGCAGUGUGUCCGCGCCUCCGCCCGUCCUCAAGAUCGACAUCUGCAACACGCCCGUGGUGAAGAUCGACUACAGCUACUUGCCGCUGAGCGGGGCCCCUGCGGCGCCACCGGCCUCUGAGCUGGACGAGGAUUACGACAACAUCUGAGGGCGCGCCGCGGGAGUCUCUCUUUCUCUGCUGUCCUUCCCAGCUCUCCGGCCGCCCGAAUGGUACAAACACAGACUCUUGAGUUGCUCAUCGCAUUGAAAUUAGUUCUUCUCCACAUUGAUCAGUCUUUCCGGG
Messenger RNA from Phlebotomus argentipes, 1111 nucleotides. It is a transcript of the gene NC2alpha, whose product is annotated as dr1-associated corepressor. The transcript is spliced from 3 exons. NCBI's taxonomy places the organism in Eukaryota, Metazoa, Arthropoda, Insecta, Diptera, Psychodidae. Gene Ontology annotation, molecular function: core promoter sequence-specific DNA binding; RNA polymerase II general transcription initiation factor activity; transcription corepressor activity. The coding region runs from base 137 to 976 and encodes 279 amino acids. Gene Ontology annotation, biological process: negative regulation of transcription by RNA polymerase II; transcription by RNA polymerase II; positive regulation of transcription by RNA polymerase II. The record is from RefSeq and is a predicted model, not a curated record. Gene Ontology annotation, cellular component: nucleus; negative cofactor 2 complex.